AGAGCUUAGGGCCGGUGUAUAAGAGCAGGUCCAGGUGAGUGAGGAGGGACACAGCAGAACGAGGAGCUGCAGAACACAGGAGACACACAAAGGUGCCACAGAGAACAGGUAGUAAUCAUGAUCCGAGGUCUGCUGUCGGUGCUGUUGGUCCUGGUGGCCGUAGCCGUGUCUUCAUCUCUGGCUAAGCCUGAGAAGAACAUCGCCAAGAGGGGGAAGAGGAUCCCUCAGACUCUCUCCAGAGGCUGGGGUGAUCAACUAAUCUGGGCUCAGACCUAUGAGGAGGCUCUGUACUGGGCCAGGGCACAGAACAAGCCUCUGAUGGUCAUCUUCCACCUGGAGGACUGUCCUCACAGUGCAUCCAUGAAGAAGGUCUUCGCUGAAGACAAGGACAUCCAGAAGGUGGCUGAUGAAGACUUCAUCAUCCUCAAUCUGGUGUAUGAAACCACAGACAAGCAUCUUUCCCCUGAUGGCCAGUACGUCCCUAGAAUCAUCUUUGUCGAUCCCUCUAUGACAGUGAGAGCUGACAUCACAGGGCGCUACUCCAACCGUAUGUACGCCUAUGAGCCUUCUGACAUCAAACUCUUACUGAGCAACAUGCAGAAGGCCAAGAAGCUGCUGAAGACUGAGUUGUAAGCACUGACUCAUCAUGUGACCCCAUGACCUUUGGCCUGCGACUUCAGAGGUUCUCCGAACAUUCUCUGAACGUUCUCUGGAGCCUAGGAGUCAGCCAGUGGCAUACUGUCACCAUGUAAACCUAAGCACUGGAAAGAGCUAGUCUUCACUUUCACAAAGCGCAAUUCCAUUUUUUAAAUUCUGUUAUUUUUCCUGAACCUGUCUUUGUAAUGUAUUGCUGUACAUCUGAGAUGUCUUUUUAUUAAAUAUAGUGCAAUUAUGAAA
Salmo salar (Atlantic salmon) is the source of this 897-nucleotide messenger RNA. RefSeq names its product anterior gradient 2 (gene agr2). The record is from RefSeq and is a predicted model, not a curated record. Gene Ontology annotation, cellular component: endoplasmic reticulum. NCBI's taxonomy places the organism in Eukaryota, Metazoa, Chordata, Actinopteri, Salmoniformes, Salmonidae.